Molecule: messenger RNA, 1299 nt
Organism: Exophiala xenobiotica
Lineage: Eukaryota; Fungi; Ascomycota; Eurotiomycetes; Chaetothyriales; Herpotrichiellaceae
Exons: 2
Coding region: 317-949 (210 amino acids)
Source: RefSeq, a predicted model, not a curated record
GCCGAUCUUUUUUGGGCUUCUCUAUUCAGCCUCACGUCCACUCGGGCGCAGAAUGGCGAGAAGGUGUUGUGACGGCCCGUCAAUCCAUCUGGCAAGCUACACGUUUCGCUGGGGCACCGGCGAUUGGGGCUCCAAAGCAAUCUCCCAGCUUGAAAUACGUCCAUAUGUCCACACUCGCCAUUUUCCUUCAUAUGGUUUGCUUCUUACUCCUACACUCUCGCUCUUUACCCUCAAUCUCGCCGCAGUCACUCGCUUAACACCUCGUCGCCCUUAUCCCCUCCAUCCUCAUAGCUAUACCUAAUAUCAGCACGUCAAGAUGAAGUCCUUCGCCGCGCUUGCCAUGUUCGCUGGCCUUGUCGCCGCCUACCCCGGAGAGGUUCUGCGUAAGCGUGCCUUGUCAGAACGGGACAGCGCCUGCCCUCGCGAGUUGGAGGCAGGCCAAUUCGAGUUCCCUCACUACAUCACCCAGAUCUCCAAGUCGGAGCCUGACAAGGCUUUCGGACCUCAAUUCAAUGGUGUCUUCACCCCCAACGACAUUGGCUCGAUCUUCAGCUUCGACGUCCCCGCGUCGCGCGCCGAUGCCAACUGCACUCUCGAGUUCAUCUUCCCCUUGAAGUCGCAACUCAAGACCUCCAACUUCGAGUAUGAAGGUGGUGGCUCAUUCUUCUUCACUGGCUACAACCCAGGCAGCUGCCCUGGCCCAGAGACCACCUGGAACAACCAGCCCGCCCCCGGUCCUUUCCCUCCCUUCCCACCAGUUCACAUGGAACCUGGCAACGCCUACACCAUUGACGUUGGUCCUUGCUUCGUCGGUGCUGGUACCUGUGUGGCAGGCAUGACAUACACGAAUGACACAAACUUCUGGUUCUUCCAGGAUCAGGACGAGUGCCCCAUCGGCAUCUACACCGCAUACGAGUACGGCCUGCCUCCUGCCACCUAUCCCUCAUAAAUGCUUCUUCCGGCAUGAGGACAGGAGUCCGAACAGCGUCGAAGAUCAAAGCCAGCAGAAAGAAAGUCUCCGGCUGAACUGCAACUGCGAAGGUUUACAUAACGCCCAGCACGCUGUGGAACAACGCCACGCACUUGAUCUCCACAAUCACUCGGGGAAUUUGUGCAUCCUACCAACGUCUAAAGGUCAGGAACAAAAGGGGUGUCUAGCUUGCAUGAUCUGACCAGAAAAUUCUGAUAUUAUUAUGUGCAUUGCGUACAAGAAUCUUCGCGUACAUAUUGGUGGGGAUACCCAGGGACUAUCUUGACAGUUGGUUAUAUACUACCUUAAUGACUUCUUACUCUUCAACA